Molecule: messenger RNA, 3357 nt
Organism: Vanderwaltozyma polyspora DSM 70294
Lineage: Eukaryota; Fungi; Ascomycota; Saccharomycetes; Saccharomycetales; Saccharomycetaceae
Gene: SMC6
Product: DNA repair protein SMC6
Exons: 1
Coding region: 1-3357 (1118 amino acids)
Biological process (GO): double-strand break repair via homologous recombination
Cellular component (GO): site of double-strand break; Smc5-Smc6 complex; nucleus
Molecular function (GO): damaged DNA binding; single-stranded DNA binding; ATP hydrolysis activity
Source: RefSeq, a predicted model, not a curated record
AUGAUCAGAGAUAUUGAAAAGAGACCUCUUGAAGAGGUCAAUGAUGAGUUGCUUGCUCUGGCUGCUGAACAGAAUGAAGCUGACUUGAAGCAUAAACAGAAAAGAAGAAGGCAUAAUUUUGCUGUGAUGACCCAAUAUACAUCUACUUUAGAUUCUAGUAGUCAACCUCAUGAGGAUGAUGGGAACAGAAAUGAGCCACCUCCACCUCCUGGUUAUAUUAGGAAAGUUAUACUUCGAAAUUUCAUGUGUCAUGAGAAUUUUUCAGUUGAAUUAACUCCAAAUUUAAAUUUCAUUGUUGGUAAUAAUGGUAGUGGUAAAAGUGCAAUCUUGACUGCAAUCAUUGUUGCUCUAGGUGUUAAAGCAAGUGAAACUAGUAGAGGCUCAUCAUUGAAAGAAUUGAUUAGAAAAGGUUGUAAUUCCAGUAAAGUGACUUUACAUUUAGAUAAUAACAAAGGUGAUUUAGAUAUCAAUGGUAAAGAUUUUGCUUAUAAACAUGACCAAUAUGGUGAUAUUAUUAUCAUUGAAAGAACCAUUAAAAAAGAUUCAGGUGCUAGUUUCAGUUUAAAAUCUAUAGAAGGUAUUGAAAUCAGUUCCAAGAAGAAAGACUUACAAGAUAUAUUAGAUUAUUUUUCAAUUCCUGUCAAUAAUUCAAUGUUUUUUCUUACUCAAGAUAUGGCAAAAAGCUUUUUAACUGCAAGUAAUGCGUCUGAUAAAUAUGAUUUAUUUAUGAAUGGUACUCUAUUAAAUCAAAUUAAAAAUAAUUUAGAUAGAUCAAAAGAAAUUACAUCGGACGCUCGAAACAAUAUGUCAUUCCAUUCUGAUACCUUAGGAGAGCUUGGAAAAGAAUAUCAAGAGGCUACAACUUUACUUAAUAGCAUUCGUGAAAAUUCCACGUUAUUGAAUGAACAGAAAGUAUUACAAGGGAAAUCAUUAUGGAUUGAUAUCAACCAUAACAGAAAGUCAGUGCAUACUCUGGAAAAGGAAAUUGCUAGUCUUGAAAGGGAUAUUAGGAAAUCUAAAGAUGUUCAGAAAUCAACAAAGGAUACAAUAGAAAGGCUUCGUUCUGAUAGGGUUGUAUUGGACAAUGAUAUAGAAAGAUUAAUAGACUUACAAUCACAGCAGGACAAUGAAUAUCAAACAGUAAAAGAAGAGAAACGUACUUUUAAAAAUAGAUAUGAUAAGGAACUCCAAAAACAAGAAGAAGUAAAAGAGAAUAUAAACCGAACUAAAUCAAGAAUUGAAGUAUUAGAACGUACAAUCGAAAAACUUGACGAGGAAUCUAGGAAUGAGUCUGGUACCAACAGGGAUGAAUUAAGGACGAGAUUGCUGAAAUUAGAGGAAAGCAAUAAAGAAAUAGAUGAAUCAAGGAGUAUAUUAACCACACAGUUACAGGAUAAAGAGACUGAAUAUGAAAAUUUGAUUUCUAAUAAUAGGAAAGAGUUAAAGUUCCAAAUGGAGGAAAUUAAAAGAAAAAAAAUUGAACUAGAUAGAGGAAAACAAGGUAAUCAUCAUUUUUUAAACAAUUUUAAUCAACCAGUAAAUAUUGCCGUAGAUGUUAUUAGAAAAAAUUCUAAAAGAUUCAAGGUUGAACCAAUAGGUCCAAUUGGUUCAUACAUCUCUGUUAAACAUGGAUAUGAAAAAUGGGCUAGACCGAUUCAAAAAUUCCUUGGUCAAAUAUUAAAUUCCUUUAUUGUUUCGGAUUUUGAAGAUCUAGCACUUUUAAAGAGAUUGAUAGCAGAAAGAGAAAAGUCUAAGAAUGCAUUGUUAAAAAGACUAUCAUUCAUUAAUUAUUCAUACGAUUCCUUUAAUUAUGACCAAUCAACUGCCAAAACUAAAUACCCGACAAUAGUAGAUGCCUUAGAGUUCAAAUCACCUGUAGUAGAAAAUUUUAUUGUUGAUAAUCAUAAAAUUGAGAAUAUCUUGUUAAUUGAAAACACUGAAGAAGCAAGAAAUUUUUUAAAAUCAAGACCAAAAAAUGUUAUUAUGGCCCUAACUUGUAGAACAGAAUCAGCGGGGUGUCAAAUAAGUGGAUUUGGUCUUAGGAUUGACACUGUUAAGUACGAUGAAAAGUCUCGUUUAAGGACUAGCUCCUUGAAUAGUGAUACCGUUUAUUUAGCUAACGUCAUCUCAGGAAUGGAAAGGGAAUUUUUAAAUUCGAAGAAAAAGAUCGAACUAAAUGAAAUGGCAAUAAAACUAGAAAAGGAUAAAUUAAGAGAAGAAAUACGGUCAUAUGCCGUAAAAUACAACAAGAACGAAGAUGAGAUUAAGAGGUUAACAAUCAUAAACAGUAAGGUCAUAGAUGCCAGUAAGCUUAAUGCCAAAAAAUCUGAACUUGAUCAGGAAAAACUUGCUCUUAAUGGUUAUGACAAUGUUAUGAAAGAAUUGGAAAGUAACAAAAAUGAAAUAUUAGAGGAAUCUAAACCAUGUUUUCAACGGUUAGAUGCUACUAAAGAGGCCUUCGAGAUAACAAAGCAGACAUUGAGCGAAAAAAGAAGUAGAAUUGAAAAAGGUAGCUCCGCAAUAAGUUCUUAUGAGGAAGAAAUUAAAGAUAUCGAUAAGAGGAUGUACAAUUAUCAAUCAAAAAUUGAAAAAAUCAAAGAUAAUAUUAAGGUUCUUGAAGAGGGUAUCAGUAAUCAAAUUGAUAAAGCAUUAACUUUUUGUACAGAAGAGGAAUCAGUGAAUUCAAAUUUACCUGAGGAUCAAACCGAAAUAAAAAAACAAUUACUAAAUAUUUCAACAAUGAUUCAAGAAUCAGAAAAAAGAAGUGGGUUAACUCAUGAAGAAAUAAUAUCCAACUUCGAAAAAUGUGAAGAAAAAUAUACCAAAGCAUAUCAAAAAUAUAAUGAAGUAGAAGAUGCGUUGAUAAAGCUCGAGGCUUCUAUUAAUGAAAGAAUACAGACUUAUACAGAGACAAGAAGUGUGACGUUUACAGAAGCUCUUGGCGAUUUUAUAUCAUCUUUGAAGGUCAGAAAUUUUAAAGGGAGAUUAGUAUUCGAUACUGAAAAAAAAUUAUUAGACAUAGAUGUUGGUUUAAAUUCAGAAUCGAAAUUAAGAUCGGUAGAUACACUUUCAGGAGGAGAAAAAUCCUUUUCUCAAAUGGCUUUGUUGCUUGCAACAUGGAAACCAAUGAAGUCUAGAAUCAUCGCUCUUGAUGAAUUCGAUGUUUUCAUGGAUCAAGUUAAUCGUACUGUGGGUAUAAAAUUAAUCAUUAAGAAAUUGCAUGAUUUGUACAAGACCCAAACCAUUAUUAUCACACCCCAAGAUAUUGAAAGAAUUGCUGAUAUAGAAAGAAAUGGAGUAAACAUCCAAAGAAUCCGAGAUCCCGACAGAAGAAACAACUCAAAUUACCAUUCUUGA